Molecule: messenger RNA, 348 nt
Organism: Anthostomella pinea
Lineage: Eukaryota; Fungi; Ascomycota; Sordariomycetes; Xylariales; Xylariaceae
Source: the annotation of a GenBank genome assembly
AUGGCCCGUCAACGCGUCCCCAAUGACCCAUGCAACUCACAAGUCACCGACGACCUGUACGAGACAGACGCAUCUUUCUCCGCAGUAGGGGAUGCGGAUGCUGAUGACCUCCUUGAUGUAGACGAGGAUGUAUCCAGCCCAGAGAGCGACGUGACGGACGUAGAGGACUUCAGUGAUGACAAUUCCAAUGUUGCAGAUCAAGUUCACCUCUUCGAAGGGAAUGUUCAUCCGCCGAAAUACUACCAGAAGGCGCUACGAGAGUUCAAUGAGAGUGCUUUUGACAGCGGAAAUUACAGUCUUGGAAGCACAGUGCUACUUGACGCAAUCGAGAAGCAGUGGCGGACAUAA